This is a messenger RNA of Aegilops tauschii subsp. strangulata, 636 nucleotides long. Lineage: Eukaryota; Viridiplantae; Streptophyta; Magnoliopsida; Poales; Poaceae. The record is from RefSeq and is a predicted model, not a curated record.
AUGCCCUGGCGCCCCGUCCUCCACCUCGACUUCCCCAUCUGGAGCGGGGAAGAGGAGCCAGAUCCCGCGCCGCCCCGCGCCCCUGACGCCGGCGCCCGUCCCCGGCGCCACCCCGACGCCCCACCUCAUCGCUCGCUGGACUGCCCCGCCCCGCCUCUCCUUCGCCGGACCGCCCCGUUCCCCCGCCUCUGCUUCACCCAGCGCCGCCGGACGUCCUCCCCGACCUCCUCCCCGCGGCUCUCCACCGUGCCUUGCCGCCUCCGCUCCCCGUCAACGGCCGUGAGUCGCCGUUCCGCUCCUCCUCUCCUCCUCGCGGUCGCCGCGCACCGUGCGCCCACACCCGCGCCGGCCGCACCCAUCACUGCCGUGCGCACCCACUCCCUCUGGCUCUGGCGACCUGCGCCCCUGCCCCCACCACUCGCUACAGCCGCCACCCGCUGCUGCUGCCAUCUGCUGCUCCGGUCGUCGUCACGCUGCUCCUGGCCGCCGGCGCUCGCGCCCGCACGCCCCGGGCUCCGCUCCGCUGCAGCCCCGGUUAGCCCGCGCCUGGUAGCCCUGGUGGCUCGGAUGAGCCAACGACAAACGGGGCCCAGCCCUAGAAUGAUAAAGAAAAGGAGAUUUAAAAAAAAGAAUUAA